AAAAAUGUCUUCAUAUGCGAAAUCUUUUGUGUUGUUACACACAUUCAAAAAUAUAUCUUCAUUGAAAGAAAACGAGAACCGCUAUAGUAAUGUUGAAAGACGUUACAAUACUCCAUGGAAGCUCGGCAUUUCUAGAAAAAAUGGAAUGCUUGCUGUUUACCUAUAUUGUAAUAAAGAAUUCUACAUGCACAGAAAAUGGUCAAUUCAAACGAAAUACACUAUGAAGCUAGUAGCUGUCAGUGGAAAAUAUGUCCAACGGACUAUGAAUACAAACUAUGAAUUCCAAAACCCCACAGGAAAUGGAUUUCCUGAACUCAUCAGUUGGGAGAAUAUGCAAAGGGAUUAUGUAAAUGAUGACAGUAUUCUGAUUGAAGCUCAUGCCAAUAUUAUUAACAUGACAGACACUCCGACCUGGCAACCUAACAUAGGAAAAUCAUUUGUUCUAAAACAUACUUUCGGAAAUAUAUCGAGAUUUGUGCGCGGAGAGCAGGUUUAUAGUGAUAUAGAAGAGCAUUACAAUAUACCAUGGAGAAUCACAAUAUCAAAGUGUCAUGAACGUCUUGGGAUAUAUUUGUAUUGUAAAAAAGCUGUUUGUGAAGGAAAGAAAUAUGAAGUUAAAUGUGAAUUUGAAGUUCAAUUAAUUUCUUCAAGUGGCAAAUGUGAUGCAGGACGUCGAUCAGUUGUUUUCGAUCAGCCUUAUGGCCGUGGUAUGACAUUAAUUAGUUGGGAAAAAAUGAAAAAAUACUACGUUGACAACGACAGUAUUAAUGUGGAAGUCAUUGUAAAUAUUAUUGAUAUCAAAGGUUGGUGUCAUGUUUUCUACUAAUAAUGUGAGUUGAUUUUUUAAGAAUCAUCAUGCAUUAUGUCGAAUACGGGGAAAAAAUUUGUAUUAUCCUAUGCUGUUGAGAACAUAUCUAGUAUUAAGGAAGGAGGGAACUAUUCCACAGGCAUUGAAAAUCGUUUCAACAUUCCAUGGUCAGUUGUUAUAACUAUAU
Molecule: messenger RNA, 995 nt
Organism: Caenorhabditis elegans
Lineage: Eukaryota; Metazoa; Nematoda; Chromadorea; Rhabditida; Rhabditidae
Gene: math-18
Product: MATH domain-containing protein
Exons: 4
Coding region: 5-826 (273 amino acids)
Source: RefSeq, marked reviewed